AUGUUUCCACCGAUCAAUGCUCAUCCGAGGCCUCCGUCAGAAGAUUUACAUGGUGUUAGCAGCGGUGGGGUAACAGACAUUCAUUCGGCUUCAAAACAGCAACAAAUUCGACGACAGCAGCUGACAACGGAUCAGCAGCGACGAAGUCCAGUGCGAAGUAAUUCGUUGCUGAUAACAACAGCAAAAGCAACAAAUAGAUAUGUUACGACAGCAACUGCUGUUGCUGUUUCAAUGUCUUCAUCUCUUGUUCGAUCAUUAACAUUUUUCAUUUAUCGCUCAAGUGAUUAUUCCUGGAAUGAUCAUUCGAAUAAUGCAAAUGUUUCUAAUCAACCAUUACGUGCUGCUAGUCCAAUAAAAGCAAAAUUCUCAACAUCGGCUCGUCAAUUAGCUAAUGGAAUUUUACAUGAAGCGACAAAUAAUUCAAAUGCUCAUCCUUCAACAUCAACAUCACCAACAGGUCAUCAACAAAAUAUAAAAGAUGAUAUAAAUAAUGGAGAUUUACAUUUAUCAUCUGCAACAAAAUCUCUUCGUACAACACGACUUCAACGUACAAAUAGCCAUUUAGAUAAAGCUCCGGGACUAAAUGGUUAUGGUUUACCUAUGCGAAGUGAAAGUUAUCGUUCAUCUCGUCUUGAUUAUGGUAUACGUUCACGUCAUACAUCAUCAAAACAACGAACUUAUGUUAAUUCUAAAACUUCAUUUCAUGAUGCAAAUGGUGGAGAUAUUCAUUUAAAUGGUGCACCAGAUGAAAAUACAUAUUAUCAACAACAACAACAACAACAACAAAUGAAUAUGAUGAGUAGUACACAGCGUAUAAAUGGUUCAACAUUUGAUUUAACUGCUAAUCGUAAACUACUUUCACCAAAUAAGUCCAAUACAUUUAAUUAUCCCGCUAAUGGAACAGGUCAUCAUAAUUAUUAUAAUUCAGCACAAGAACUUCAUCGUAGUGAAACAAACAUUGAUCGAAAUAAUUUAACACGAUUUGCUGCACGUGGUACAGCAUCAAAAGAACAACUUAUAACAGCACAAAAAUUUCGACAAACAUCAAGUAUAUUAACAGCAACAACACCAGCAGCAGGAACAACAACAACAACAUCAAAUACUCCAGCUUUUAUACAACCAGGUGAAAGACAUCCAUCGGCUCAAUCAUAUAAAUCUCGUGAUCCAAAUAUGUCCUACGCAUAUACAGAUGUAAAAAAAUAUAUUGAAGAAAAUGAUUUAAUGUCACCAGAAAAAGAACAAAUUAUACGAAACUGGAUUGUUGAUGUUGAAAAACAUCGACAUCAAUUACAAAAAAUAGACUGA
Molecule: messenger RNA, 1305 nt
Organism: Rotaria sp. Silwood2
Lineage: Eukaryota; Metazoa; Rotifera; Eurotatoria; Philodinida; Philodinidae
Source: the annotation of a GenBank genome assembly